AUGAACUCGACAUCCCCGGACCUCGAAGGCUGGACAUUCAACGACAACUCCCGCUCGUCCUGGGACAUUGUCUGGACAUGUCUGACGACCAUCUUCGCCUGCACCUGGACCGUGCAGCACAUGUCCGUCCCUCGGCGCAACACCUCCGAAGGCCUGAUCACCGCGCGGAGAUGGAUCCUCUUCACCGUCGCGCUGUUCGCACCAGAAGAAACCGUCCUCCUGGCCUCAGACCAGUUCUGGCACGUCUGGUCUCUCCAAGCCCGCUGCAACGCCGCGCAGGCAGAAAGCGAUCGCAAAACAGGACACCACGACAGCUGGCUCGUCCAACGGGCCAAGCCACUGGCACCCGGGGCCGUAACCGGGAUCUCAGAGGGUGACCUACACCCCGUCCCAACCCGCUGGACUCUCGGGCAAUGCUGGUGCGUGCAGAUGGACGGGGUGACGCUGGAAACGGCAGACGGGUGGAUCUUCUACGUGGGCAUGGACCAGAUGACCGCAUUCAUCGAGGCCGGCGUGAUCCGGUGCAGCGACUUCAGCGAGCGCGAGAUCAAGGACCGCGCAAAGGCGGAUACAUUCGCGAAGCUCUUCACCAUCUGCCAGAGCGCCUGGGUUACGGCCAAUAUCGUCGCCCGCGCGGGAUACGGCCUGCCCAUUACACCGUUUGAGUUUACGACACUAGCGCACGUCGCCUGCGGCAUUAUGGCGUAUGCGUGCUGGUGGCGGAAGCCGCAGGACAUGGCGGUGCCGAUCACCAUCCCGCUGCGCCACACGCGAGAGGGCCUACCAAUCGAACUCAAAAGGCUGAUGGACGCACGGCCAAAGUCCUGGAUGCACCGGCACGUCAUCCCGCCGAGGGAGAGCAUCAGCACCGGAUUCGCCAUCGUCGGCGGGCUCUACCAAACCGCCGCCGUGGACGCGCCAAGGUCCGGGGUGAUAAAGAGGGGAUAUCGGGGGCUAAGCUUGCAAGCGGAGUGGUGGCUCAACACCUUUGCAGCGGUUGCAGCGGGUGCCUUUUGCGGGAUCCACGUUGCUGCAUGGGCCUUCCCCUUCCCGACACCCACCGAAACCCUCGCCUGGCGCACCUUCUCCCUCGUCGCCCUCAGCAUGGCGAUAAUCGUCUACAUCCUCGGCCAAGCCCCGCUGGCAGCACAAUGGCUCAAGCAGAACGGCGCCCCCCUCCCGUCGUUCAUGGACAACCUCUCCGACCCAGCUGGACGGUAUACGUGGGUUGAGAUCUAUGUGCCGCUGAUCUGUAUCGCGGUGUAUGCGGUGGCGAGGUUAGGGCUCGUGGCGUUGACGUUUUCGUCCCUUCGGGCUUUGCCGACCGGUGCGUAUUUGGGUGUUGAUUGGUUGGGGAGUAUACCGCAUGUUUAG
Molecule: messenger RNA, 1374 nt
Organism: Aspergillus mulundensis
Lineage: Eukaryota; Fungi; Ascomycota; Eurotiomycetes; Eurotiales; Aspergillaceae
Exons: 2
Coding region: 1-1374 (457 amino acids)
Source: RefSeq, a predicted model, not a curated record